This is a messenger RNA of Myotis daubentonii (Daubenton's bat), 6400 nucleotides long. It is a transcript of the gene SMG6, whose product is annotated as SMG6 nonsense mediated mRNA decay factor. Gene Ontology annotation, molecular function: protein binding; telomerase RNA binding; telomeric repeat DNA binding. The record is from RefSeq and is a predicted model, not a curated record. Lineage: Eukaryota; Metazoa; Chordata; Mammalia; Chiroptera; Vespertilionidae. Gene Ontology annotation, cellular component: telomerase holoenzyme complex. Gene Ontology annotation, biological process: nuclear-transcribed mRNA catabolic process, nonsense-mediated decay.
CAGACCAGCUCGUGGGUCCCGAGCCGCCAGGAGACGCGGGAAGGAGGGGCGCUGGGGUCUGGCGGAGACCCCGGCGUGUAUCGUUCCCCGAGGAAUCCUCCCCUCCCCAGGCCCGUCAUCUGUUGAGCGUUGGAGAGAAGGAACCGGGGACAUUGAGGAAAGCUGAAUAGGUUGGCACUCCCUUGCCGAACUUUUCCCCCCAAGGCAGGCUUCUGACGAGGGGCCACGGGAAGGGGUCCAGGACCUCAGAGAGUCGGCUCUCCUCUGGGUGGGCCUUGGCGUGUGUGGGAGCUGUUUUUCUCAGAGAAAAUGCUCAACCGGCAAGUUCAGGUCUCCAGCCCCACCAGGAAAGCGCCCAGGGAAGGUUCUAGUGUCUCCCCGCCCCUUUGUUAGGCAGCGCACUUGUGUAGAAUGGUAGCGAGGCUUCUGCAGACCUGUGGCCCAAGCCUGUGAGGCUGGUUCUCAUGGGUCGACUGAAUUGGAUUUAUUCAGGUUCUUUUCUCCCUCUUCCCCUUCUCUCCACUUCACCUAAGUUACAAAGGCUGCGUAGGGUGAGCUGUUCUGGAGUUAAACUGCUUUACUUUAUUCAGACUUGGAACAGUCUUUUAAACUUCUGAGAACACCGGAGCAGUAAUACAUCAAGAAAUCAUGAAGGAGCCCAGGCAACGCAAAGAUAAUAGACGCCCUGAUCUGGAAAUCUAUAAGCCUGGUCUUUCACGACUAAGGAACAAACCUAAAAUCAAAGAACCCUCUGGGAGUGAUGAAUUUAAGGAUGAAAUUGUUAAUGACAAAGAUUCUUCAGCUGUUGGAAAUGGUACACAGCUCAUCAAAGAUGUCUGCAAGGAACUCGACAACCAACAGCAAAAUGGUCCUGUAGACCCAGAAAAUAUUCGGGCACAGGAGUCUUCUCCUAGAAUUGCUGGACAAGAGGAUCGAAGUCUAAGAAUCAUCAAGAAAACAAAGAAACCUGACAUGCAGAUCUAUCAGCCUGGAAGGCGUAUGCAGACUCUUACCAAAGAAUCUACUAGCAGGAUGGAUGAGGAAGAAAUCCUCAACCAGGUAGAACAACUGAAAGUAGAGGAAGAUGAAUGUAGGGAACAAAUGAAAGAGGAAGUUGUGAAUAAACCAGACAAAAAUGAGAUACAAAAGAGCCUAAAUUGUGACAGAGUAAGGGCUGCAAAGGGAGAAAAAGGAAAGAGGAUUGAAAAAGGGGAGGGGAUGAAGAAAGUGAAUGAAGACCCAGCACAGGGGAAGCCUGGUUCUGCAAAGCGCUAUUCCCGCUCAGACAAACGAAGGAACCGCUACCGCACUUGCAGUACCAGCUCAGCUGGUAGCAACAACAGUGCUGAGGGGUCUGGCGUGACUGAUAAUGGAUGUCGCCGCCGCCGCCAGGAUAGGACCAAGUUGAGGUCACGACUGAAGAAGCAAGUGUCUAUGUCCUCAACUGACUCCUUGGAUGAGGACAGAAUUGAUGAGUCUGAUGGGCCCAGGAGGAGCUCAGAAAGGAAGAAACAUUUAGAAAGAAACUGUUCAGGACGUGGGGAGGGAGAGCAGAAAAGCAACGGUAAAGAAAAUCGAGGCACUCUUCGUGUCACUUUUGAUGCAGAAACCAUGAACAAAGAUUCCCCCAUAGUGAGGCCAGCCAGAGAGGAUGUGGAUAGGUUAAAGCCUGAUAAAGGCUUGAGCAGUGGGGGCAAAGGCUCUGAGAAGCAGGAGUCCAAAAACCUGAAACAAGAACUUCGGGGUCGUGGCCGUGGCAUUCUGAUUCUGCCUGCCCAUACCACCCUAACUGUCAAUUCAGCUGGUUCUCCAGAGUCUACACCUUUGGGACCUCGGCUAUUAUUUGGAUCUGGUAGUAAGGGAUCUCGGAGUUGGGGCCGAGGAGGCACCACUCGACGAUUGUGGGACCCAAACAAUCCUGAUCAGAAACCUGCUCUAAAGAGCCAGACACCCCAGCUACAUUUCUUGGACACUGAUGAUGAAGUCAGCCCUACAUCUUGGGGUGACUCACGCCAGGCCCAAGCAUCUUACUAUAAGUUUCAAAACUCUGACAACCCUUAUUACUACCCCCGGACACCAGGCCCUGCCUCCCAGUAUCCUUAUGCAGGCUAUAGCCCUCUGCAGUACCCAGUGGGCCCUACAAAUGGUGUGUACCCAGGACCUUACUACCCAGGCUACCCGACUCCAUCAGGACAAUAUGUUUGUAGUCCUCUCCCUGCCAACACCAUGAGUCCUGAGGAGAUGGAGCAGCACAUGAGGAACAUGCAGCAACAAGAACUACAUAGGCUUCUCCGGGUGGCUGAUAACCAGGAACUGCAGCUCAGCAACCUGCUCUCCAGGGACCGCAUCAGUCCUGAGGGCCUGGAAAAGAUGGCUCAGCUUAGAGCUGAACUGCUGCAGCUAUAUGAGCGCUGUAUUCUAUUAGAUAUUGAGUUCUCUGAUAAUCAGAAUGUGGAUCAGAUCCUGUGGAAGAAUGCUUUCUAUCAGGUGAUUGAGAAGUUCAGGCAGCUUCUCAAGGAUCCGAAUGUUGAUAACCCAGAACAGAUUCGGAACAGACUGUUGGAACUCUUGGAUGAGGGUAGUGACUUCUUUGAUAGUUUGCUUCAAAAGCUGCAGGUUACUUACAAGUUCAAACUGGAGGACUACAUGGAUGGUCUUGCCAUUCGUAGCAAGCCAUUACGCAAGACAGUAAAAUAUGCCUUGAUCAGUGCCCAGCGAUGUAUGAUUUGUCAAGGAGAUAUUGCUAGGUAUCGGGAACAAGCCAAUGACACAACAAACUACGGGAAAGCACGCAGUUGGUACCUGAAGGCCCAGCACAUUGCUCCCAAGAAUGGGCGCCCCUAUAACCAGCUGGCUCUGCUGGCAGUGUAUACGAGGAGGAAGCUUGAUGCUGUGUAUUACUAUAUGCGCAGUUUAGCUGCCAGCAACCCUAUCCUGACUGCCAAGGAGAGUCUCAUGAGCUUGUUUGAAGAGACCAAACGAAAGGCAGAACAGAUGGAAAAAAAGCAACACGAGGAAUCGGAACUGAACCCUGACCAGUGGCGGAAAGGGAAGAAAUCUACUUUCCGGCAUGUUGGAGAUGACACUACUCGCCUGGAGAUCUGGAUUCAUCCAUCCAAUCCCCGGUCCUCUCAGGGCACUGAGUCUGGGAAGGAUUCUGAGCAGGAGAAUGGGCUGGGCAGCCUGAGCCCCAAUGAUCUGAACAAAAGGUUCAUCCUCAGUUUUCUCCAUGCCCAUGGGAAGCUGUUUACCCGGAUUGGGAUGGAGACAUUCCCUGCAGUGGCUGAGAAGGUGCUCAAGGAGUUCCAGGUAUUGCUGCAGCAUAGUCCCUCUCCUGUUGGAAGUACUCGCAUGCUGCAGCUUAUGACCAUCAACAUGUUUGCUGUACACAACUCCCAGUUGAAAGAUUGCUUCUCGGAGGAGUGUCGCUCUGUGAUCCAGGAGCAAGCCGCAGCCCUGGGUUUGGCCAUGUUUUCUCUCUUGGUGCGGCGCUGCACCCACUUACUUAAGGAGUCUGCCAAAGCUCAGCCAUCCUCUCCUGAGGAUGAGGAUGACCAAGAUGACAUCAAGGUUUCUUCCUUCGUUCCGGACCUGAAGGAACUGCUCCCCAGUGUGAAAGUCUGGUCAGACUGGAUGCUCGGCUACCCAGACACCUGGAAUCCUCCACCCACAUCCCUGGAUCUGCCCUCACAGGUUGCUGUGGAUGUGUGGUCGAUGCUGGCUGAUUUCUGUAACAUAUUGACUGCGGUGAAUCAGUCUGAGGUGCCACUGUACAAGGACCCGGACGAUGACCUCACCCUUCUUAUUCUGGAAGAGGAUCGGCUUCUCUCGGGCUUUGUCCCCUUGCUGGCUGCCCCUCAGGAUCCCUGCUACGUGGAGAAAACCUCGGAUAAGGUUAUUGCAGCCGACUGCAAAAGGGUCACAGUGCUGAAGUAUUUUCUGGAAGCCCUUUGUGGACAAGAAGAGCCUCUGCUGGCAUUCAAGGGUGGAAAAUAUGUGUCAGUGGCACCCGUCCCAGACACCAUGGGAAAGGAAAUGGGAAGCCAAGAGGGAAAACAACUGGAAGAUGAGGAGGAGGAUGUGGUGAUUGAAGACUUUGAAGAAGAUUCAGAGGCUGAAGGCAGCGGGGGCGAGGAUGACAUCAAGGAGCUUCGGGCCAAGAAGCUGGCCCUGGCCAGGAAGAUAGCCGAGCAGCAGCGUCGCCAAGAAAAGAUCCAGGCUGUCCUGGAGGACCACAGUCAGAUGAGGCAGAUGGAGCUCGAGAUCAGACCCUUGUUCCUCGUACCAGACACCAACGGCUUCAUUGACCACCUGGCCAGUCUGGCACGGCUUCUGGAGAGCAGGAAGUACAUCCUGGUGGUGCCCCUCAUCGUGAUCAAUGAGCUGGAUGGCCUGGCCAAGGGUCAGGAGACAGAUCACCGGGCUGGGGGCUAUGCCCGUGUGGUGCAGGAAAAGGCCCGGAAGUCCAUCGAGUUCCUUGAGCGGCGAUUUGAGAGUCGGGACUCUUGCCUGCGGGCCCUAACCAGCCGUGGCAACGAACUCGAAUCCAUCGCCUUCCGCAGUGAGGACAUCACUGGCCAGCUGGGUAACAACGAUGACCUGAUCCUCUCCUGCUGCCUUCACUACUGCAAAGACAAGGCGAAGGACUUCAUGCCCACCAACAAAGAGGAGCCCAUCCGGCUGCUGCGGGAGGUGGUGCUGCUGACCGAUGACCGGAACCUGCGUGUGAAGGCGCUGACCAGGAACGUGCCCGUGCGGGACAUCCCGGCCUUCCUCGCGUGGGCCCAGGUGGGCUGAGGGGGCCACGCUGGGCCCCCCCAUGGAACCGCUCCUGAGAGGCCACCAGGUGCCCAGUGUAGCACGGAAGAUGCCCACAUGCCUGAGCCACCAAACCACCCAGACAAUAAACCAUCCUCUUCCAACCCACACCGUGGCCGUGCUGUGGGGGAGCUGCUCCUCACAGAGCCCCUCCCAAGGGUUGGGCGGAAGCUGCUGGGACCCUCCUGGGCUGUCAAGAUUGAGUAGGGAGGUGGCUGGCUGCAGUGACAGCGGGUGGGCGAGCUAGAUAGGCUGCCCAUGCUCUCAGUCUUUCUCCCUCCCCUACUUAAAGGGCUGGGGGAAGGCUUUCUCAGCCUCGGGAGUCAGCCACUUUCUCAAGUGGAGAUGGGUUAAGGAGGUUAGAAUUUCCAUCAGAUGCAGGUGAAGUCACGGGUCCCUUUAAUCUCCAUCAGAACCCCUGUGCUGAACGUGUCCAAGGGGCUUGGCCACGCCAUGAAGAGAGUGCCCAGGGGGUGUCUUUCCCUCAAGGCCUGGGUUCCCACAUGGACCUAAGUUGGGCUGUGGACACCAUGUUCCAUACAGCAGCCCUAGAUCCCCACUUCUUCUGCCCCAAACACCACCCCCCCCCCAUCCUGCUGCUCUUCCUGCCCUUAUCAAUCUGGGUCCAUUACACUUUGCCCUCUUCCCCGUGGAUGGUCAGGAGUCUAGAGGAAAGGGACAUCUGGUCUCAGGCCCAUGCUUCCUGGGUGGCCUUUGCCUGCUUCCUGUCCCCUUGGCCUUCCUUUUGCUCUAGUUCCCACUGGACAAAAUUUCCUGAUUUUUCUCAUUUCUCCCCUCCUCUCUCUUGUCUUCCUUCUCUCCCCCCUGCAUCAGCCCACCCCCCCUCCUCUUUCUAGUUGAUCCCUCUCACCUUCCUGGUCCCCUCAAUCUCACCUCAGUUCCUUGCCAUGGGUGUUCUCACUCUGAAUCUCCCUCUUCCUUCAGUACCUGUACCAGGAACCUAAUUAAGCUCCCCUUUCCCCAGCCUUCUUUCCCAGGCCCCUGUGCUACGAGAAUCCUCCAGGCUCGUGCCUGGAAGAGAGCAUUGCCUAGCCUGGAGUUUGCACCCGAUUUCUAGCUUUCCCUAGAAGAGCUUGACACAGGGCCUUUGAGUUUUUCGUUGCCUCUUUAGUUAGCACCUGUGUUCAAAGCCUCGCUCAGGAGGCUUCCUACUGCACUGGGGAGUCAUUCUCUCAACCCAGGAACAGAGGUGCGGGGAAGACAGGGUUUUGACGAGAAGCCAGGAUUAAGUUUUGAUGGGACCAGUGGGGGUAUCCCUUAGAACCCCUAACUAUAUGUAGCCUGCCCAGAGGAUGGGAGCUUGGCUGUGCCCUCCCGAGGCCCGAGAGUAUGCCAGAAGGAGGACGGACUGUACAGGGGAGCCACAGCCAAUGGUUUGGGGGUAUAAGUUUCCCAGGGCCUCAGAAAACCAGGUUCUUUGGGUACAAUGUCCCCAGCCUCCUUUGAGAUCCUCUGCCCUGGAUGAAGGCUAAUGACUGGGUGGGUGGGAGACCCAGCUCUCCUUUCUGUCCUAUUUGCAGCACUGGUUUUGUUUCCUUAAUAAAUUUUUAGUUAUGAGAUA